This is a messenger RNA of Periconia digitata, 1150 nucleotides long. The record is from the annotation of a GenBank genome assembly. NCBI's taxonomy places the organism in Eukaryota, Fungi, Ascomycota, Dothideomycetes, Pleosporales, Periconiaceae.
AUCCGGGCGGCGCAAACCCAAGUCAUUCGCGUUAGCCGCAUCCAACAAAUAAACACACGGCAAGGAGUCAUUCAUUGUUCGACCCAUUCACAUCAUCAUCAUACAUACAUGCACACAUGUCAAUGUCGCCCUGAUGGUGGUGGUGGUGGUGGUGGUGGUUGUAACUAUACGCGGCCCCUGCUGCUUUGCACGCUCGCUGGGGGAGGGUUGUUCGUUGGUCGAUGGUUGGAUGCUUGCUGCAGCCAGCUUGGCGCGUCUAGCUAGUCACCCACAUUUUUUCCCCUACGGACCAAAUCAUCUAAAACACAUACACAAUCCACGAUGCCCGCCGAAUUCUCCUUGCGCAGGUCUCUCCAGCAUCCUCAGCCCCGUCCCCCGCGGGACUGAGCGCUACCACACUUAUAUCCAUCGCUGCUUGCCCGCCCAUCCACCUCUGCCGGCCCACGACACAAUCCCGUACUCCCCCGCUCCGUUCGGGCCACAGUACUUAUUAAUUCCUGUCCAGCGACUGCUACACGAACCAAAGUCGUACCCCCCCGAGCAACCUCUUCCCACCUCAUCUCCGCGACCAACUCCUUCGACCCUCUCAUCUUGCUCCCGCCUGCUUUUCUCUCGCUUCCGGCUCCACCCACGCCCGAGGUACUUCGCUAUUGUCUCCAUCAACAUGGCUGCCACUCAGCAACUACCCAUGCAAUCUCGCACCGGCCGCACCAACCAGCGGUAUGGCCCCCAGGGCGAGCGUCUUGUCGCAGGAAUUGUUCCGCUUUCCGCCGACAAAUACUACGUUCUUCUCAUCCAGUCCACACGCCGCGGCGGCUGGGUCCUCCCCAAAGGCGGAUGGGAAACCGACGAAGCAACGGCCCAGGAUGCCGCCAAGCGCGAGGCUUGGGAGGAAGCCGGCAUUAUAGUCAAAGUCAACUACGACCUCGGCCUCAUCCCCGAGCGGCGGAGACCUGAUCAGCUUACCGCCCAAGCCCCCAAAGCAUCGUACCACUUCUUCGAAGCCACCGUUGAGAAGCAGGAGGUCAGCUGGCCCGAGAUGCACAAGCGCUCGCGCCAAUGGUUCACCUAUUCGCAAGCGAAACAGGCCUUGGGCGAGCGGCCGGAAUUGAUUGAUGCUUUGGAGCGCUGUACCAUGAACCGCGCCUAG